AUCCCAUUCCUAUUGGUCUCCGCUCGCCUGUCUCGUCCUCCUCCUCCUCCUCCUCUUGGGAAGUUACACAAACAGUUGAUCUUCAUUGAAAGCUGAAGGAUAGGAGGAAGAGCUAGGUGAUCAUGGGGGGAACCGGCGGCGGCGUGGGGGUUGGGGACCGUGGGGGGACGCCGGAUCGGGGUUCGUCGGAGGCGGAUGGGGAGGAGGAGCAGCAGAAGCAGCAGCGGUCGGAGAUCUACACGUACGAGGCGCCGUGGCACAUCUACGCCAUGAACUGGAGCGUGCGGCGGGACAAGAAGUACCGGCUGGCAAUCGGGAGCCUGCUCGAGGGCUACGGCAACCGGGUGGAGAUCGUGCAGCUGGACGAGGCCACGGGGGAGAUCCGCUCCGAUCCGGCCCUCUCCUUCGAGCACCCUUACCCCCCCACCAAGGCCAUGUUCGUCCCCGACCGCGACUGCCUCCGCCCGGACCUCCUUGCCACUUCCGCCGACUUCCUCCGCAUCUGGCGCAUCGCCGACGACUCCUCUCGCGUCGAGCUCCGCGCUUUCCUCAAUGGCAAUCGGAACUCCGAGUUCUGUGGCCCGCUGACCUCCUUCGACUGGAACGAGGCCGAGCCCCGCCGCAUCGGCACCUCCUCCAUCGACACCACCUGCACCGUCUGGGACAUCGAUCGCGAGGCCGUCGACACCCAGCUAAUCGCUCACGACAAGGAGGUCUACGACAUCGCCUGGGGCGGGGUCGGCGUCUUCGCCUCCGUCUCCGCCGACGGCUCCGUCCGCGUCUUCGACCUCCGCGACAAGGAGCACUCCACCAUCAUCUACGAGUCCGCCGACCCCCCCGGCACCCCGCUGGUCCGCCUCGGAUGGAACAAGCAAGACCCCCGCUACAUGGCCACCAUCAUUAUGGACAGCGCCAAGGUCGUAGUCCUCGACAUCCGCUUCCCCACUCUGCCCGUCGUCGAGCUCCAUCGCCACCAGGCCAGCGUCAACGCCAUCGCCUGGGCUCCCCACUCCUCCUGUCACAUCUGCACUGCCGGCGAUGAUUCGCAGGCCCUCAUCUGGGACCUUUCCUCCAUGGGCAGUGACCAGGCGAGCGGCCACCAGCCUGUCGCCUCAGCCGCCACAGCCGAGGGCGGCCUCGACCCCAUAUUGGCUUACACCGCUGGUGCCGAGAUCGAGCAGCUUCAGUGGUCCUCCUCCCAGCCCGACUGGGUGGCCAUCGCCUUCUCCACGAAGUUGCAGAUACUCAGGGUUUGACAGCCUCAUCUUCAAUCAGGAACCAAAUCGAGAAGCUAAAAAAGGGUUAUGCAUCACAAUUACCAUCCACAUUAUUCACUAAUGCCUAUUAUGCUUAGGAUGAUAUAACAUCAGGUUUUCUAAUUAAACUAGGAAAUGCAGGUUCCAUAGUAUUUUGUCUGUGUGUCUGUGGUAGUAGGUAGCUUCUGAGCUUGUCAACCGAAACUGCAUUCUAUUGAGUAGGGAUAUCAUUGACUCCAUUUUCGAGAGUUAUUGCUUUCUCUGGGUUGUAUGUUUAAUUCUAGUGAUAGAACUUAUGCACAUAUAUAAUGACUAAUUUCAGCAUGAAAAGAGUAGUUGGAAACAAGACUUAUAUUUUCA
Molecule: messenger RNA, 1616 nt
Organism: Musa acuminata AAA Group (dessert banana)
Lineage: Eukaryota; Viridiplantae; Streptophyta; Magnoliopsida; Zingiberales; Musaceae
Product: WD repeat-containing protein LWD1
Exons: 1
Coding region: 123-1256 (377 amino acids)
Cellular component (GO): nucleus
Molecular function (GO): protein binding
Source: RefSeq, a predicted model, not a curated record